This is a messenger RNA of Hypomesus transpacificus, 5384 nucleotides long. RefSeq names its product DIS3 like 3'-5' exoribonuclease 2 (gene dis3l2). The transcript has 21 exons. The record is from RefSeq and is a predicted model, not a curated record. Bases 404 to 3565 code for a protein of 1053 amino acids. Gene Ontology annotation, cellular component: exosome (RNase complex); P-body. Gene Ontology annotation, molecular function: 3'-5'-RNA exonuclease activity; RNA binding. Gene Ontology annotation, biological process: miRNA catabolic process. NCBI's taxonomy places the organism in Eukaryota, Metazoa, Chordata, Actinopteri, Osmeriformes, Osmeridae.
GCUGUCGCGCGGUCGACUGGAUUACUGCACUUAACAGAACAUUUCCUUUUUGAAGACGUAUUUUAACUAUACGAGAUUUACUCGUUGGUUGAGUGGUGCAAUAACAUCGCAUUUUAUUAACAUGUAUCAUGUUAAAACGACUUUUUAAGCUGUUUUAGUUUAUGCAACUUCAGCCUGACUGUAUAACGGACAACCAAACGAACAGACCUACAGUAGCUGGCCAGCUAGAAGUCUACACAGACUAGUGACGGUCAAGUCACUGAGACAGAGACUGGUUUAGGGUUAGCUAGCUAGCUCUCCUAUUUAGCUAAUUACUUAUCAAGCUAGCCAGCGUUUAGCAAAUCUAUUAAGCUAGCUUCUACUGAACAAGCUUACAACAUAUCAGGUUCAACAAGAUAACCAAAUGGACACACCUCGUCAAACCAAAGGACCCAACCGGGCUCGGGAUACCAAACGUGGCCAGACCCAAAACACCACGCCUCGUCAGAAAGAUGGCUAUGCCCGCCUUCUCAGCCAGCACCGCAGCAGCAAAUUUAGAUCUUACCUGGAACAGUAUGCACAGCAGUCACAGUUUCAAGGGGAAGAGAAUGUGCCAACCACCCCAAUCAAGACCCACAGUGACAGACAAGACAUACCACAGCGAAAAAGCGACCAGGCUCAAAUAGAAUAUUCAGACUCCUCUGACUUUUCCCCUUCUUCCUGGAAAGGUAAGGGGGAAGAGAGCUCCCUGUCUCUGUACAUGGACAAGGUUAACAGCCGGGGUGCCAGGCAGGACUCUGAGAGAAAGGAAGGGGUCUCUGAUGGGUUUUGGCGUGGGGAGAGGAGGGACACCGCCACCAGUCAAGAUGGAGACGUAGAGUCUGGCGAGGAGAUUGGUUCCGUCAAACACAGAAACUCCCAGCAUCAGCAGAGGAGGAACAAAGACCAACCAUUUAAAGAGCCCACUAGUAACCAGGGUAGCAAUGAUGCAAGAGACAGGGUUGGCCGCCAAGCCGGCUCAAGUGGGAAAGAGCAUGAGAAGAAGAAAUCUAAGAAGAAGAAUGUGCCAAAGAACAAUAUGGACGAGGAAAGAGAUGGGCUCUUCCAUUCAGAUAUGAAUCCAGAAAUGACAAAGUCCCCACAUAAACCAAAUAACAUGCAACCACAAGCCCCAAAUUCCAAUUCCCUGGCUGAUAAGGGUAAGAAGAACAGGGGAGGAAGAGGUGGUAAGAAGCAGGUGUUUGAACCCUACAUGUCUGCUGAGGAUGUCUCCCAUGCUCUGAAGAGGGGAGAGCUCAUCCAGGGACCAAUAAGAAUCAACCCUAAGAAGUACCACGAAGCUUUCAUCCCAUCACCAGACAGCCCGCGAGACAUCUUCCUGGAUGGAAUCGUGGCCAGGAACAGGUGCUUGAACGGGGAUGUGGUGGUGGUGCAGCUGCUCCCCCGAGAGCAAUGGAAGGUGGUGAGGUCGGACACUGACUGUGAGGGCGCCAGCGAGCCAGAGGCCUCAGCUGGGAAGACCCAAAGACCAGGGAAGAAAACCCCUCCCAGCCCCGAUGUCAUCAUAGAGGACCAGUACAGUGACCAAGAGGAGAUGGUUAAAAGGGUUGAGAACGUCAGCCUCAAUGCUAAAGGGGGAGAAGGUGUGAACCAAGAUGUGCCCUCCAAGCCUAAUUCCACUGGAGAGAUACUUCAAAGGACUGCCAAGGUGGUGUACAUAGUUGAACAAAAGCACUCGAGGGCAGCGACAGGCUUCCUCAAGUUCCUCCCAGACAAACCCUUCGCCAUGUUCGCCCCUGUGGACCACCGCGUACCUCGUAUAAAUGUCCCCCUGGCAGACUGUCCCCAUGACUUUGGUUCCCGCCCUGGGGACUACGCCAACAUCCUGUUCAUCUGCCGCAUCACCCACUGGCCAGAUGACAGCAACUUUGCCGAAGGCCGCCUGGCUAAGACGUUGGGCCAGGCGGGGGAGAUCGAGCCAGAGACCGAGGGCAUCCUGACAGAGUACGACGUGGACUUCUCAGAGUUCUCCCACGAGGUCCUGGGCUGCCUGCCUCAGACCCUGCCGUGGGCCAUCCCCCCUGAGGAGCUGCGCAGGAGGAAAGACCUGCGGAAGGAGUGCAUUUUCACCAUCGACCCUGCGACCGCCAGGGACCUGGAUGACGCCCUGUCCUGCAGACCUCUCCCAGAUGGUAAUUUCGAGCUGGGUGUUCACAUCGCAGAUGUGAGUUAUUUUGUAGAAGAGGGCAACGCUCUGGAUUUCAUCGCCGGCCGAAGAGCCACCAGUGUUUACCUGGUCCAGAAGGUCAUCCCCAUGCUGCCCAGGCUGCUGUGUGAGGAGCUGUGCAGCUUGAACCCUCUAACUGACCGGCUCACCUUCUCUGUCAUCUGGAAGAUCACCCCUGAGGGGAAGAUCCUGAGCGAGUGGUUCGGCCGCACGGUGAUCCGCUCCUGCGUCAAGCUAAGCUACGACCACGCCCAGAGCAUGAUCGAGGCGCCGGACAAGCUGUUCUCUCCCGACGAGCUUCCACCCGUCGCUCCCGACCACCCCGUGGACGAGAUCCACCAGGCCGUGCUCAACCUGCACGCCAUCGCCAAGCGGCUCCGCGCCCAGCGCUUCGAGGGGGGCGCCCUGCGGCUGGACCAGCUGAAGCUGUCUUUCACUCUAGACAGAGAGACGGGCAUGCCUCAGGGAUGUUACGUCUACCAGUACAGAGACAGCAACAAGUUGGUGGAGGAGUUCAUGCUGCUGGCCAACAUGGCCACCGCCCACCACAUCUACCGCUCCUUCCCCCAGAAGGCCUUGCUGCGACGCCACCCUCCACCACAGAGCAAGAUGGUGGACGACCUGCAGGAGUUCUGCGACCAGAUAGGCCUCAGUAUCGACUUCUCCUCGGCCGGAGCUCUCCACAAAAGUCUGCAUUCCACCCUGGGAGAUGAUGAGUACACGGUGGCCAGGAAGGAGGUCAUCACCCACAUGUGCUCCAGACCCAUGCAGAUGGCUGUGUACUUCUGUACAGGCGUUCUGAAGGAGGAGCCCCUGUUCAAGCACUACGCCCUCAACGUGCCCUUCUACACGCACUUCACCUCCCCCAUCAGACGCUACGCUGACGUCGUGGUCCACCGCCUGCUGGCCGCGUCGCUUGGUUGCGGGCCCCAGUUGGAGCUGACAGGGGAGGAGGUGAACAAGCAGGCAUCCCACUGUAACGACAGGAAGACAGCCUCCAAGAGAAUACAGGAGCUCAGCUCUGAGCUCUUCUUCGGGGUCUUCGUCAAGGAGAGCGGCCCUCUUGACUCUGAGGCCAUGGUGAUGGGUGUACUGGACCAGGCCUUCGACGUGCUGGUGCUGCGCUACGGGGUGCAGAAACGCAUCUACUGCAAGGCUAUGGAGGGCCUGGAGAAGUUCCACUUCAACAAGGUGGGCAAACGGGCUGAGAUGACCCUGGUGUGGGCCCCGGAGGACCAGGACAAGGCCCCCGUACGGCAGGAGAUCGCCAUCUUCAGCCUGGUGGACGUUCAGCUGGUGACCGACGGGCCCAUGAAGUACAGCGCCGUGCUCAAGAGGCCCACAAGGAAUGGAUCAUGAAUGUCUACAUGGGCCCUGAAGCGCAUGUACACACACACACACACACACACACACACACACAGAGCCUAUUUUUAGACCUUUAGUGGAAUUUGCACAUUCUUUUAUUUUUACGGAUUAGCAAAGCUAAGAUGUUUCUUUCAUUGGCCUAGCUUGUGGUCUUAAGUUCCUCUGAGCAGCCAAGUGCCUACAGGCAGUACAACUCCAGGGGCCGGCUGCGGUGGGUUGAUUUCACUCUAAUUCAGAGCCACAACUAUGCCAUGAAUUCAGACAUUCAUUUUGCAGUCAAGACCUUUUAUGAGGUCAUUUUUCUUAGAUAAUAGAUACACAGUGUAUGUGUGAUGAUUAAAAUCUUAAACUAUUUUCAGUUUAACCCUCAAGGCUGGUUUUCCCAGACUGAAUUCUGGCCUAAAUUUCACUUGGAGAAGAAAAUCUCUAUUGAAAGUGAUUUUUAUUUUAUUUUAGGAUGUGAAGUACGGAACAACAGGCCACAAUUUUUUACUAAAUUGGUAUGAAUGUAAAAAAACAAAACAAUACCUAGUCCUUUCAUUAUAUGAUUAAUUACAUGCUUGUUUACGUCAUCCUAACCAUAUCACAAACUCCUCCCUGACAGAUAAAUGUUGCAUAUGAAGCAAAAGCAGUAACUACCACCAUGUAUAUUUAGAUAGCUGAGCUUAGUGAUACGUAUGUCAGUUCAGUGUUCUGUAACAGACUCGAGACAUCCGUUGAAUCUAGGUAGAAGCCGGCCGUGUGACUGUACGAUGUAGUUGUAUGUUGUUGUUUUAGCAGUAACGUAAUGACCUGAACAAUGCCAGACAAUGCUCCUGUGAUUUUAAUUGUGAGGCAUUAUUUUAUGCAUUUUAAAAAUGCGUUUACAUUGAUUUGUAAAUUGCUUGUGGUUGUUUAUGCUUUUGUGGACUGCCUGUCAACUUUAGACCUUCAUCUUAACUCAAAGCAAUACACUCUUAAGUCUCCUCAAUUGUGGUGUCAAAGUGACCUGUCCUAGAUAGAAACCAUGUGUGCUACUCUUUACCUUGAUAUCUGUUUGUUAAAAUCACACGUUCAACUAUAGAUGCCAGUGGUAGGUUUACACAAACAUCUGUCAAAGACCAUUCAUCGAAGUUACCGAUAGUUAUUGCACAGUAUUGACAACGUAUAGUAUACCCUCAAAUCCAGAGAUUCCACAGUUUAAAGCGUGCCUUUGUUUUUGUGUUUUUGCUUGCCUUACCUUUUCAUGUGCUUGUUUACUGCCCAAUAUGUGCUCUGUACACAGACUAUAGGAGCUAGACACGCUACUAUAUCCUAAUCACAGUUUCACAACGUGGGUGAUCUUUUAACUCUCUGUUUAACUAAAGACCUGGCCGCUAUAUCCGCACAACCAAUGGAUAUUAUUUUAGCAAAUGACUAGUUGAUGUAGAAUUAUUUUGUUGUUGUUGUUGUUGUAACAACUAGAACCUAAUUUAGGAGAAAUAGCUUUGUUUCAGGGAUAUGGGGUUUUGCAACGUUGAUAGGGGCAAGACUGAGGGCAAACAGCCAAUGUUCUCAUUUAAGGCACCGUAUUGUGUUUGUGUUGUGUGCUGUAAGUAGUGUGCUUUAAAGGUCUGUACAUGGCAGUUCUACUGUAUCGAGGACACUGGUUCUAGAGGUUUCCAAUAGGGACGGAGGAAAGCUGUGGUGUGUGUGUUGGAGUUGACAUGUUAUUUCUGUCCAACUGGAAACAUGGAUCUCAAUGUGAUGUAACAGCUCCCCCCCCAGAUUGAAACAUUCAUUUGUGAGUUCUUAAUGUGCCUGUCCCUUUUGGAACCAAAUAAAAUAACCUGCU